This is a messenger RNA of Oncorhynchus nerka (sockeye salmon), 13013 nucleotides long. RefSeq names its product transportin 1 (gene tnpo1). The transcript has 24 exons. The record is from RefSeq and is a predicted model, not a curated record. Gene Ontology annotation, molecular function: small GTPase binding; nuclear import signal receptor activity. Gene Ontology annotation, cellular component: cytoplasm; nucleus. Bases 272 to 2953 code for a protein of 893 amino acids. Gene Ontology annotation, biological process: protein import into nucleus. NCBI's taxonomy places the organism in Eukaryota, Metazoa, Chordata, Actinopteri, Salmoniformes, Salmonidae.
CUGAUUUUUCAGCAGGAGCUGCAGCACCCAAACUUCAGGCGGCUUUGGCCCCAAUUGAACCAUUCUUGGUCAGAGUGAAAAAAUCUGAGGAGCAAUAGGACCUUGCAGACUUCACAGCACAGUUGGAUCAUAAAUGCGCCAUGAAUCCACAUGAGUAACGUUAGCUUGUUGCGAAAACGGAAUGUUCCUGCGCUGACAGCCCCAUGUCAAUAAAUUACAGACAGUAGCUUUUGAGAAAGAAAUCCCACAAUAUAUCGGGAAGCAAACCAAGAUGGAGUGCGAGUGGAAACCAGACGACCAAGGACUUCAGCAAAUUCUACAGCUUUUGAAAGAGUCCCAGUCUCCCGAUACGUCCACUCAAAGAUCCGUCCAGCAAAGACUGGAACAGCUCAACCAUUACCCAGACUUCAACAACUACUUGAUAUUUGUGCUCACAAAGUUGAAAUCAGAAGAUGAGCCAACCCGGUCUCUGAGUGGUCUGAUCCUGAAGAACAAUGUGAAGGCCCACUACCAGAACUUCCCCAAUGGAGUGUCUGACUUCAUCAAGAGCGAGUGUCUGCAGAACAUCGGAGACUCCUCACCCCUCAUACGGGCCACUGUGGGUAUCCUCAUCACUACCAUCGCCUCCAAAGGGGAGCUGCAGAACUGGCCUGAGCUGCUGCCCAAACUCUGCCUUCUGCUGGACUCUGAGGACUACAACACCUGUGAGGGGGCGUUUGGAGCUCUUCAGAAAAUCUGUGAAGACUCCGCAGAGGUCUUGGACAGUGACAUGUUGGACCGUCCGCUCAAUGUCAUGAUCCCAAAGUUCCUGCAGUUCUUCAAGCACAGCAGCCCCAAGAUCAGGUCUCAUGCCAUCGCCUGCGUCAACCAGUUCAUCAUAAGUAGGACCCAGGCCCUCAUGCUGCACAUCGAUGGCUUCAUUGAGAACCUAUUUGCCUUGGCGACUGAUGAAGAACCGGAGGUGAGGAAGAACGUGUGCAGAGCUCUGGUCAUGUUGCUGGAGGUCCGCAUGGACCGUCUCCUACCACACAUGCACAACAUUAUAGAGUACAUGCUGCAGAGGACUCAGGACCAGGAUGAGAAUGUGGCUCUGGAGGCCUGUGAGUUCUGGCUGACCCUGGCUGAACAGCCUGUAUGUAAGGACGUUCUGUGUAACCACCUCUCCAAGCUGACUCCGGUGCUCGUCAACGGGAUGAAGUACUCGGAGAUCGACAUCAUUCUGCUCAAGGGUGACGUGGAGGAGGAUGAUGAGGCCAUCCCUGACAACGAGCAGGACAUCAGGCCCAGGUUCCACCGCUCCCGUACGGUUGCCCAGCAAUACGAGGGUGACCGGGACGGCAUUGAGGAAGAUGACGAUGAAGACGAUGACCUGGAAGAUGAUGACACCAUCUCUGACUGGAACCUCCGUAAGUGUUCAGCAGCGGCGUUGGAUGUGUUGGCUAACGUGUUCAGAGACGACCUGCUCCUCCCUAUCUUGCCUCUCCUCAAAGAGCUCCUCUUCCACCCAGAGUGGGUCAUCAAGGAGUCUGGAAUACUUGUUCUGGGGGCCAUCGCUGAGGGUUGUAUGCAGGGUAUGAUUGCCUACCUGCCAGAGCUCAUCCCCCACCUGGUGCAGUGUCUGAGUGAUAAGAAGGCCCUGGUGCGCUCCAUCACCUGCUGGACCCUGAGUCGGUAUGCCCACUGGGUGGUCAGUCAGCCACCUGACACCUACCUGAAGCCCCUGAUGACUGAGCUGCUCAAACGCAUCCUGGACUCCAACAAGAGGGUGCAGGAGGCCGCCUGCAGUGCCUUUGCCACUCUGGAAGAGGAGGCGUGUACAGAGUUGGUUCCCUACCUGGCCUAUAUUCUGGACACUCUGGUGUUUGCCUUCAGCAAGUACCAACACAAGAACCUGCUCAUACUGUAUGACGCUAUAGGGACGCUCGCUGACUCUGUGGGACACCACCUCAACAAGCCGGAGUACAUUCAGAUGCUGAUGCCCCCACUGAUAGCAAAGUGGAACCAGUUGAAGGAUGAAGACAAGGAUCUGUUCCCUUUACUAGAGUGCCUUUCGUCAGUAGCCACGGCUCUCCAGAGUGGUUUCCUGCCCUACUGUGAACCUGUGUACCAACGCUGUGUUAACCUGGUGCAGAAGACCCUCGCUCAGACUAUGCUCCACCAGUCCCAGCCAGACCAGUACGAGGCCCCUGAUAAGGACUUUAUGAUUGUGGCCCUGGACCUGCUCAGUGGAUUGGCUGAAGGGUUGGGCGACAACAUCGAGCAGCUGGUCGCGCGUAGCAACAUCCUCACGCUCAUGUACCAGUGCAUGCAGGACAAAAUGCCUGAGGUGCGUCAGAGCUCCUUUGCUUUGCUGGGUGACCUGACUAAGGCUUGUUUCCUGCACGUAAAGCCGUGCAUUGCUGAUUUCAUGCCUAUAUUAGGCUCUAAUCUGAACCCAGAAUUGAUAUCGGUGUGCAAUAAUGCAACAUGGGCAAUCGGAGAGAUAUCUAUACAAAUGGGUGCUGAGAUGCAACCAUACGUGGCCAUGGUGCUGCACCAGCUGGUUGAGAUCAUCAACAGGCCCAACACCCCAAAGACCCUGCUGGAGAACACAGCAAUAACAAUUGGUCGUCUUGGUUACGUUUGUCCUCAAGAGGUGGCACCGAUGCUACAGCAGUUUAUAAGACCCUGGUGUACCUCUUUACGUAACAUAAGAGACAAUGAGGAGAAAGACUCGGCGUUCCGAGGCAUCUGCACUAUGAUCAGUGUCAACCCAGGAGGAGUUGUGCAGGAUUUUAUAUUUUUUUGUGAUGCAGUGGCCUCAUGGGUAAAUCCAAAGGAUGAUCUGCGAGACAUGUUUGGCAAGAUCCUCCAUGGGUUCAAGAACCAGGUGGGCGAGGAGAACUGGGGGCGUUUCUCAGACCAGUUCCCUCUGCCUCUGAAGGAACGACUGGCAGCCUUCUACGGGGUGUAACGCUUUCCAUAGGAACAGGCCUGUUCAAAGGGGGUACGUCGCGCAUUCAUGUUUAAACAUGGUUGAAAAUCUCAUUAGAGCUGAGAUAUCGGAUCUAAGGCAUUUUCGUGUCUCAGUUUGUCAUCCACCUUAUUGGAGCAAAACGAUAAAGCUAGCAAAAUGAUGUUGAUAUUAGAGGUCGACCGAUUAUGAUUUUUCAACGCCGAUACCGAUUAUUGGAGGACAAAAAAAUCCGAAGCCGAUUAAUCGGUCGAUUAAAAAAAUAUAUAUAUAUUAUUAUUUUUUGUAAUAAUGACAAUUACAACAAUACUGAAUGAACACUUAUUUUAACUUAAUAUAAUACAUCAAUAAAAUCAAUUUAGCCUCAAAUAAAUAAUGAGACAUGUUCAAUUUCGUUUAAAUAAUGCAAAAACAAAGUGUUGGAGAAGAAAGUAAAAGUGCAAUAUGUGCCAUGUAAGAAAGCCAACGUUUAAGUUCCUUGCUCAGAACAUGAAAACACAUGAAAGCUGGUGGUUCCUUUUAACCUGAGUCUUCAAUAUUCCCAGGUAAGGAGUUUUAGGUUGUAGUUAUUAUAGGAAUUAUAGGACUAUUUCUCUCUAUACCAUUUGUAUUUCAUAUACCUUUGACUAUUGGAUGUUCUUAUAGGCACUUCAGUAUCGCCAGUGUAACAGUAUAGCUUCCGUCUCUCUCCUCGCUCCUCUGGGCUCGAACCUGGAACACAACGACAACAGCCACCCUCGAAGCAGCGUUACCCAUGCAGAGCAAGGGGAACAACUACACCAAGUCUCAGAGCGAGUGACGUUUGAAACGCUAUUAGUGCGCACCCCGCUAACUAGCUAGCCAUUUCACAUCACAUCGUUACACCAGCCUAAUCUCAGGAGUUGAUAGGCUUGAAGUCUAACUGCAGAGCUGCUGCCAAAAUGCACAAAAGUGCUGUUUGAAUUUAUGCUUAUGAGCCUGCUGGUGCCUACCAUCGCUCAGUCAGACUGCCCUAUCAAAUCAUAGACUUAAUUAUAACAUAAUAACACACAGAAAUGCGUGCCGUAGGUCAAUUAUAUGGUCGAAUCCGGAAACCAUCAUCUCGAAAACAAGACGUUUAUUCUUUCAGUGAAAUACAGAACUGUUCCGUAUUUUAUCUAACGGGUGGCAUCCAUCAGUCUAAAUAUUCCUGUUACAUUGCACAACCUUCAAUGUUAUAUCAUAAUUACGUAAAAUUCUGGCAAAUUAGUUCGCAAUGAGACAGGCGGCCGAAACUGUUGCAUAUACCCUGACUCUGCGUGCAAUGAACGCAAGAGAAGUGACACAAUUUCACCUGGUUAAUAUUGCCUGCUAACCUGGAUUUCUUUUAGCUAAAUAUGCAGGUUUAAAAAUAUAUACUUCUGUAUAUUGAUUUUAAGAAAGGCAUUGGUGUUUAUGGUUAGGUACACGUUGGCGCAACAACAGUCCUUUUUUGCGAAUGCGUACUGCAUCGAUUAUAUGCAACGCAGGACACUCUAGAUAAACUAGUAAUAUCAUCAACCAUGUGUAGUUCUAACUAGUGAUUAUGAUUAAGUUUAAUGCUAGCUAUCAACUUACCUUGGCUUCUUACUGCAUUCGUGUAACAGGCGGGCUCCUCGUGAGGCAGGUGGUUAGAGCAUUGGACUAGUUAACCGUAAGGUUGCAAGAUUGAAUCCCUGAGCUGACAAGGUAAAAAUCUGUUGUUCUGCCCCUGAACAAGGCAGUUAGCCCACCGUUCCUAGGCCGUCAUUUAAAAUAAGAAUGUGUUCUUAACUGACUUGCCUAGUUAAAUAAAGAUUCAUUUUAAUCGGCGUCCAAAGUGACCGAUUUCCGAUUGUUAUGAAAACUUGAAAUCGGCCCUAAUUAAUUGUCCAUUCCGAUUUAAGCGGUCGACCUCUAGUUGAUAUACAGUGCCUUCAGAAAGUAUUCACACCCCUUGACUUUUUCCACGUUAUGUUGUGUUACAGCCGGAAUUUAAAAUGGAUUAAAUUUAGAUUUUCUUUUGUCACUGGCCUAAACACAAUACCUCAUAAUGUCAAAGUGGAAUUAUGUUUUUUAUUAAUUUAAAAUUAAAUGUCUUAAGUCAGUAAAUUCAUGUAAGUAAAUGUCUUAAAUCAGCUUAAAUUCAUGGUUAAAAAUGUGCUAAACAAGUCACAUAAUAAGUUGCAUUGGACUCACACUGAAAUAAUAGUUUUUUAAUAGUGAUUAGUGAUUUUUGAAUGACUACCUCAACUCUGUACCCCACACAUACAAUUAUCUGUAAGGUCCUUCAGGCGAGCAGUGAAUUUCAAACACAAAGAACAGGGAAGCCUGUACAGAAUAACAAUACACAGAUAUAGACAGUUGAAUUUGGAAGUUUACAUACACUUAGAUUGGAGUCAUUUGUGUUCUUCAAACACGCCACAAAUUUCUUAUUACAAACUAUAGUUUUGGCAAGUCGGUUAGGACAUCUGCUUUGAGCAUGACACAAGUCAUUAUUUCACUGUAUCUCAAUUCCAGUGGGUCAGAAGUUUACAAUACACUAAGUUGACUGUGCCUUUAAACAGCUUGGGAAAUUCCAGAAAAUUAUGUCAUGGCUUUAGAAGCUUCUGAUAGGCUAAUUGACAUUAUUUGAGUCAAUUGGUGGUGUACCUGUGGAUGUAUUUCAAGGCCUACCUUCAAACUCAGUGCCUCUUUGACACCAUGGGAAAAUCAAAAGAAAUCAGCCAAGACCUCAGAAAAGAAAUUGUAGACCUCCACAAGUCUGGUUGAUCCUUGGGAGCAAUUUCCAAAUGCCUGUAGUUACCACGUGUACUUUUGUUUGUACAGAUGAACAAGUAUAAACACCAUGGGACCACGCAGCCGUCAUACCGCUCAGGAAGGAGAUGCGUCUCCUAGAGAUGAAUGGACUUUGGUGCGAAAAGUGCAAAUCAAUCCCAGAACAACAGCAAAAGACCUUGUGGAAAUUCUGGAGGAAACUGGUACACAAGUAUCAAUAUCCACAGUAAAAUGAGGCCUAUAUCGACAUAACCUGAAAGGCCGCUCAGCAAGGAAGAAGCCACUGCUCCAAAACCGCCAUAAAAAAGCCAGACUACGGUUUGCAACUGCCCAUGGGGACAAAGAUCGUACAUUUUGGAGAAAUAUCCUCUGGUCUGAUGAAACAAAAAUAGAACUGUUUGGCCAUAAUGACCAUCGUUAUGUUUGGAGGAAAAAAGGGGCAGGCUUGCAAGCCAAAGAACACCAUCCCAACCGUGAAGCACGGGGGUGGCAGCACCAUGUUGUGGGGGUACUUUGCUGCAGGAGGGACUGGUGCACUUCACAAAAUAGAUGGCAUCAUGAGGCAGGGAAAUUAUGUGAAUAUAUUGAAGCAACAUAAUAAUUACCUGGGGUUGUUUCUCAUGGUUCGUUCUAGACCCCGUAGAUCCAGUGAAGGGAAAUAUGAACGCUACGGCAUACAAUGACAUUCUAGAUGAUUCUGUGCUUCCAAAUUUGUUGCAACAGUUUGGGGAAGGUCCUUUCCUGUUUCUGAUUUGACAAUGUCCUCGUGCACAAAGCGAGGUCCAUACAGAAAUAGAGAUUGGUGUGGAAGAACUUGACUGGUCUGCACGGAGUCCUGACCUCAACCCCUUCAAACACUUUUGGGAUGAAUUGGAACGAUGACUGCAAGCCAGGCCUAAUCGCCCAACAUCAAUGCCUGACCUCUCUAAUGCUCUUGUGGCUGAAUGCAAGUCCCUGCAGCAAUGUUCCAACAUCUAGUGGAAAGCCUUCCCAGAAGAGUGGAGGGUGUUAUAGCAGGAAAAGGGGGACCAUUUCCAUAUUAAUCCAAUUCGAUUUAGGAAUGAAAUGUUCGAAGGAUCUGUAUGUGUGGGGGAUGGGAUUAAAGCAUAUUUUUCGAUUAAUAUUGGACUCCCUCUGUCUCUCUCCUACCAGGUCAUUCACUAUGGGAGACGACGGAUUGGAACCUCUUAUACCCAGGGAACAUGUUACCCUUUACUGGGGGUAGGGUCUGCCAGCUGGGGAGGGAAGGGGGUGCAGAUCGUGAACCCUCCUCAACCUUCUGGAUGGGCGGGGUGGGAGGGAGGUGUUAGCCAGCCGAGGCACUCACCGCCCCCCCACGCAACAGGCGAGGGGGACAUGGGGACUGGCGGGCCAAAUUUAUCAAGGGAUGAAAAAUGUAUUUAAUCAUUUCAACAUCACAAUCAGUAAUGAAAAGAUGUCAGCUUAGCUUUUUGUUUCGUCUCUUUUUAAACAUGUUCUUUCAUCCAUGCUCUCCAGCGACGUUAAACAAAACAAAAAAUACGGGGAAAACUUUUGUUGUUUAGUUGUGGUAAAAUCAUGGUUUUAUAUUUACAGAGGGGUAGUGCUGAUUUUGAGGGUAAGCGGUCAGUGAAGAAGAGCUUUUUAAUCAAUACGUAUCGGCCGGAAAGUGUCACUCAGAGGUAGGGGGAGGGAGGGUCUUGGUGUAGAACUAGACUGGAGGAUACCAACCAUAAAAUAUAUGUAGGGGUGCUUAAAAAAAAUCAGGAAGUUGCAUGGAAAUGUUGUUAAUGGUCUCAAAGACAACAUAGUAUCCUCAACAGCCAGGACAACAGCAGCGGAGGGUAUUCGAGUAAAGUAAAUGCUGAUACUAUCAUUAAUUUCAAAAAUAGAACCAGCAAGUUUUUCUUUUUUCUUUGGGAAACUGCCUCUACAUAUCUUAGAAUAAGAAUAGCAUGUAUUUUCUUGUAGUCAUCAAAGUAAUUACAUUGAGUUAAUAAAACAUCUUGUCAGUGCAUAUUUAGAGUAAUAUCAGAGUUUAAAUCUUUAUAGGCAGGUCAGAAGUUGUGUUGCCUAAACCAGUCGGUCAAACGCACAUCACAGACAGAAGUGCAUAUGAUUUUUAUUUGUUGUGGUUGAAAAGUGACUUGUCUUAAAAACAGGAAAUAACUAAGUAGCAUGCUUGCGUCAAAGUUGGAAGUGAGGACAGUGGGUGUACAACGUUAGAGUGACGUCAGUGUGUGGCGUCAUCGGAUAGUUGUGGUAUUUCUUGUGUAGCCCUGUGAUGAAGUUUCUUAAACAACCAUGUAGUUUCUCGUUUUUCAGGUUUUUAUCCCUCCACCACCCCUUUGUUUACCAGAGGCUUUCCCGUCAGUGUCUAGCAUGAACCAGGUUUAGAAAACAUACAAGUCUGGGAACUACCUUUUUUAUAUUCUCAUCUAGUUGAAUCCAUCUAGCAGGGUUUUGGUUGUGAUUCUAAAAAGAGACCGUGAACACUGCUUCAUACAUGUCAUAACUUUAAGGUCAACUUUCUCAGGCAGCCUCUGUUCUGUGCUGUGGAAGUGGCGUGUUCUCUGCAUGCAUGGACGUUUUACUAGCGGCCAUAAUAUCAGACUCUUAGAUGCUUACCUGACUCAUAUUGUUUAAAAUCUCAAUUUCCAUCUUUCUCACCUUUCCCGAAAACAAAACUUUGAAUCGUGGAGACGUAUUUCUAACCUUGUCAGAGGAGGGAGGUAGGGAGCGGGGUAGAGAAAAGGCAUACAGGGCUUUGGCUGAACGUGUUCCUCCUUUGUUCCUUGAGUAUUACUACUGGGACUAUGGCACUGUCUUGAUAGCGUGUCUGUCUCUGACCUUGGUUGGUUGUCGAUCCAAAACUCAACAGCAAGCAAAUCGUUGUUUUAAAUGAUUUUUUUUUUUUUCCUUGUACUGUUUUUUUUCCUUUCUGUUAUUGUGGCUUUGCUUUUUGCUUUAAAAGCACGACCUUUGAGGAUGAUUGUAAUGACCGUUUUGAAUGCAGCGUACUCUAAUGCUUGAUCCCUUGCGUGUUGGUGGCCCUUUACUUCCCAAACCAUUUAGUUGACGUACAAUAUUGGACCUUGUAUCUCAUACAUACCUGCAGGAGCAUUUUUUUCCCCCCCUUAACCUUUUACCCGUAGCCCACAUCCAAAUGUAUUAUCUUGUUAAAUACUGUGACACUUGACCUACUUUUGGUUCCUUUUUGUUUUGGAGUGUUAUUGUUUUUGACAGAAGUCUUGAAGUCGUUGAUUGCCUGAUUUUUAUCCCAUGGUUGUCAGAGAUUGGGUAGGGGAGAAAGCAUCUUUAUGCCCAACCAACUAAUCAUAUUCACUCUGUAGGUGAGUGUAAUCAUUUUUGUAGUAUUUUGUCCCCCCCUCACAAAGAACAUUGGAAGCACUUGUUCAAACAGACUACACAUACACAUACUUUUAGUAGACCCACACAUUUACGUACUCAUAAAGUAUUCAUUUACAGGAGACUUAUAACACUAAACACGUCAUGUAUUACUUCACUGGGUAUUCGAAAUGGUAUAGUCACUUCUAAAUAUAUAUAUUUUUAAACUUGUGGGUGUAUUUGACCUGUUUUUAAAUAUAAGAUUCUCAAUAUCAGAAAUGCUCUAAAAGAUAAAUGGUGUAAACUAAGCCUGGAUAUGAAGUACUGCAGAUAUAGCCACAAACCCUUUCCAAAGCCAACAAACUAAUAAGGUUAUUAUUAUUAUACAUUUUGUAUUAUUGUUAUUUUUGUAACUGUAUUGAUGGGAGGUUUUACUCAUUGGUAACAUGUAGUUAAUGGGACAUUUUAACACUAGUAAAAAAAACAAAAUGAUGGGGUAUGUCAAGUUAGCCUGGAUCCAAACUGGAUUGUUCCUUUUGACUUCACCAGGCUAAUAAGCCAUCAUGGGAUAUAUGGAGGCACUUGUUUCUGUAGUUGUUUUUGUGCCAUGUCUGUUGUGUCCUGAAGUUGAAAUUAAUUUAGUUUUUGUCACAUUCCAGGUGUUUGGCAUGUAAAAAAAAUUGGAUGAGGCAUGGCUUGAUUGGUUUCGUCCUACCACUACUUGUCACACUGAAUUAAAAAAAAAAAAAUACAAACUGAGGGCCGGUUUCCGAGAUACAGGUUAAACCUAGUGGUGGACUAAAAAGCUUGGUGAAUGGAGAAUAUCCACUGAAGUAUUUGUUUAGUACAGGACUUAGCUUUAUCUGUGUCCCCCGCAGAAGCGGUGUGCUGUUUUACCGAUAUGAUGUAGUUUCUUUACUUGAAUAUUUGUUUGUAGUAACCUCAGGAGGUUAUGUUUACCGUUAUUUUUCUUGUUGUUAUUUUCCAAAUGUAUGCCUUUUUUCCAUCUCCCUUUACCGAUAAGAGAUUAGUAAGCCUCUCCUGCUUUAACCCUUGAAUACAGAGCAUAUACCUGUCCAUGGGUGUUUAGUUCACUGUGUUUUGAUAUGUGUGCUAGCUCACCAUUAAGACACUGAGACUUACACACACCCAGAGUCAGUGUCAAAGAAUAAUUGUUAGCUAGAUAUACACAGACAUUCAAAUUGACUUGCAACUUUGAGGAAUAUGAAAUUAGGAAGAGAACUUGCACAUAAUUAAUGCAACUGUGGCAAAGUGAUUGUAAGACAUUUUUAGGUGGUAUUAAAAUGUAAUAUGUACAUGAUGCCUUGAUAACAACUGGAUGAUUUUGAUGGUGAUUUGUAAUGAUGGUGAUUCAUAAUGUUUUCCAAUAAUGGAAGAAAGACCUUGGACAUUAAGCGAAAAACAAAUAGGCUCAUGGCUAUGUUUGCAAAUUGAGGUCUUUCAUUUUGAAGAAGCGAGAGGCAAAAAUAGCUUUAUUGAAAAAUCUUAUUCUCUUUUUAUAGCAUCAACCAACCGCAGUAGAAUGUCUCAUUUAAAAAACACCUCUAACAAUAGCUUAAUACCUUCAUUUAGCCAUGAGAAGAAAAAAACUUGACUAGAAUUUCUCCCAAGUCUGCCUUCACCCUUUUUGCUGAAUAAUGUAAGAAACUAGUUAUUUUAUUUAGAUACAGUACCAGUCAAAAGUUUGGAAACACCUACUCGUUAAAGGAUUUUUAUUUAUUUGGACUAUUUUCAUUCAUUGUAGAAUAAUAGUGAAGACCUCAAAACUAUGAAAUGGCACGUGGUCAUGUAGUAACCAAAAAAGUGUUAAUCAAAACAUUUCAAAUUCUUUAAAGUAGCCACCCUUUGCCUUGAUGACAGCUUGACACACUCUUGGCAUUCUCUCAACCAGCUUCAUGUGAGGUCGUCACCUGGAAUGCUUUUCCAACAGUCUUGAAGGAGUUACCACAUAUGCUGAGCACUUGUUGGCUGCUUUUCCUUCACUCUGCCAUCCAACGCAUCCCAAACCAUCUCAAUUGGGUUGAGGUAGGGUGAUUGUGGAGGCCAGGUCAUCUGAUGCAGCACUCCAUCACUCUCCUUGGUCAAAUAGCCCUUAACACAGUCUGGAGGUGUGUUGGGUCAUUGUCCUGUUGAAAACAAAUGAACGCCCACUAAGCACAAACCAGAUGGGAUGGCGUAUAGUUGCAGAAUGCUGUGGUAGCCAUGCUGGUUUAGUGUGCCUUGAAUUCUAAAUAAAUCACAGACAGUGUCUCCAGCAAAGCACCAUAACUCCACCACCUCCAUGCUUCACGAUGGGAACCACACAUGCAGAGAUCAUCCGUUCACCUACUCCGCGUCUCACGCGGCGGUUGGAACCAAAAAUCUUAUAUUUGGACUCAUUAAAAGGACAUAUUUCCACUGGUCUGAUGUCCAUCACUCGUGUUUCUUGGCCCAAUCAAGUCUGUCCUCCUUAUUGGUGUCCUUUAGUAGUGGUUUCUUUGCAGCAAUUUGACCAUGAAGGCCUGAUUCAUGCAGUCUCUGAACAGUUAAUGUUGUCUAUUACUUGAACUCUGAAGCAUUUAUUUGGGCUGCAAUCUGUGGUGCAGUUAAUUGCAGAUUUGAGGCUGUUAACUCUAAUGAACUUAUCCUCUGCAGCAGCGGUAACUCUGGGUCUUCCUUUUCUAUGGCGGUCCUCAAUGGAGCCAGUUUCAUCAAUGCGCUUGAUUGUUUUUGCGACUGCACUUGAAGACUUGUAAGUUCUUUAAAUUUUCUGUAUUGACUGACCAUGUCUUAAAGUAAUGAUGGACCAUCGUUUCUUUUUGCUUAUUUGAGAUGUUCUUGCCAUAAGAUGGACUUGGUCUCUUACCAAAUAGGGCUAUCUUCUGUACACCACCCCUACCUUGUCACAACACAACUGAUUUGGCUCAAACGCAUUAAGAAGGAAACAAAUUCCACAAAUCAACUUAACAAGGCAUACCUGUUAAUUGAAAUGCAUUCCAGGUGACUACCUCAUGAAGCUGAUUGAGAGAAUGCCAAGAGUGUGCAAAUCUGUCAUCAAGUCAAAGGGUGGCUACUUUGAAGAAUCUCGAAUUUAAAAUAUUUAUUUAACACUUUUUUUCUGUAACUACAUGAUUCCAUAUGUGUUAUUUCACAGUUUAAGUCUUCACUAUUAUUCUACAAUGUAAAAAUGAAGACAAACCUUUGAAUGAGUAGGUGUGUCCAAACUUUUGACUGGUUUCUGUAAAUGCUGAUGAAAUUUUAAAGGCCCAGUGCAGUCAAACUUUAUUUAACUGUUUUAUAUACACUAUGAGACUGGAAUAAUACUGUGAAAAUUAUAAUGCGCUUUUAGUGCGAGUGGUUUUUGAAAAGGCCACCUGAAAUUUCAGCCUGUUUUGGUGGGAUGGAGUUUUGACCUUCCAUGGUGACAUCACCAUGAGGUAAAUUAGCUAAUAGACCAAUAAGAAAGAGGGUUAUAAACCUUUCUGCCAAUAACAGCUAAUUUUCAGUUUUCCCCUCCCCACUCCCAAACAGUCCAAGCAACAUUUUUGCUUGAGAAAUAGAUCUUUGCUAAGAAGCUAUUUUUGUUUAUUUUGGACCAUUUUAAUUGAAAGCGUUGGACCAGUAACUGAAAGGUCACUGUUUUGAAUCCCGAGCCGACUAGGUGAAAGAUGUCUGUGCCCUUGAGCAUGGCAUUUAACCCUAAUUGCUCCUGUAAGUCGCUCCGGAUAAGCGCGUCCACUAAAUGACUAAAAUGUACUUAUUGUUUCCCAGAAAUGAUUUGAUAGUGAGAUAAAAACAGCUUGCAUUGGACCUUUUUUUAAAGGUAAAAUAAUUUUCGGGGCCACCAAAUAUUUUGGAUCAUGCAAAGAAUCUAUAUUGUACUGUAGUAAUUUUGUAAUGACAUUUGUAUGAUGUGAUGGAUGUUAACGGUAAUCACUGCUUGGAUCUGUACAUAGUUGAGAAUAAAUUGUUUACAUAA